UAACCCUUGCGGGCUGGGCUUGAUUGCUUUUCCGUCGCCCGUUAUAUUUAGCCCCUUCCAUUGCCAUAAACCGCUAAAUUUAGCGGCGUUCGCUAUAUUCCAAUAGAAAACACAAUACUUGCAGGCACUAAGCUUUUGGUUUAAAAAUGACAGCAUCAAAAUGAAGAUUUCAGAGUUUUGUUGCAGACUUUCAUAUGUAAGAUUUCAAUAAGAUCGAGACAGAUCGCAUAUGAUUUCUAAUCUAUAUCAAUUGAUAGAAAUCUCCUUUGUAAUAUGAAAUGUGGGAGCUGAUAUUCAGCUAAAAACAUGGCAGAAAAAUCAUGUAAAACCCUCGUUAGAGGCCUACGUACCCUCUGGAUGCACACCAAUAUCACAAACAAGCAUACCCAUUACCUUUUUCAAUCCGGAAAUCAAUACCCAUUCCAUUUACACUCACGGUCAUAUGGAAAUCUGGGGCCAAAUUAUACUAAACCCUUAAUUCGAAGAACUGUGGAGGUUCAGUGCCCAUCAGCCUCUCUCCAACAAAAAAUCUCUCAAAUUGAUCGCAGGCUGUUGUCUACAGAAACCUUGACAGAGAAAUGGAAUUCUGUGGCAAUGAAGCUGAAGCAGACAUCAAGAAAGAACACGUCAGCAGCGAAUUCUAAUAUUGGCGCUGCUACUCAGAAGAUUCAGGUUCCUAAGGGGUUGUUUGAUAAGCCACUUAAUGCUGUUAAGGCUAAUUUUAAUAGAUACAGAGAAGCCGUAGGACUUCAGGUGGAGGCGUUCUGUAAGAGGAAUUCUUUGGUGUUGGUAGGGGCCGUGGGGGUUGUUGUAUGUUUUGUUCUGUGGAGACUUAUGUUUGGAGUUGCAAGCACUUUUGUGGAACUGUCUGAAGGAAUGGCAAAGUAUGGAUUCCUUGCCCUUGCAACUGCAAUGGUGGCCUUUGGGGGCCUUUAUGUACGUGCAAAAUAUACAAUCAAUCCUGAUAGAGUUUAUAGGAUUGCAAUGCGCAAAUUGAAUACAUCAGCUGGAAUUUUGGAAGUUAUGGGAGCUCCUCUUACAGGAACAGAUGUGCGGGCAUAUGUUAUGUCUGGAGGACGGAUCCGCCUCAAAAACUUCAGGCCCAGCUUGCGCAGCAAGCGUUGUUUCCUUAUAUUCCCAAUACAAGGGUCAGAAAUGAGAGGUCUUGUUAGUGUAGAAGUGAAGAAAAAGAAAGGACAGUAUGAUUUCAAGCUGCUUGCAGUGGACGUCCCCAUGGCAAGUGGACCUGAUCAAAGGUUAUUCUUGAUCGGAGAUGAGGAUGAAUACAAAGUGGGAGGUGGGCUGAUUUCUCAGCUUAGAGAUCCAAUAGUGAAGGCAAUGGCUUCAGAAAAGGAGUUUGAAGAUCAAGACCAGAAAGAAGAGGAGGAGGAUAAGCAAAGGGAGCUUGUCGAACAAGAGAAUAGGAUGCAGCUAGAGAUAGAAAAGAUUGAAAAGGAAGGAAGGGAUACUUUAUAAAGACACGUGAUUUUUGCAGAUAAGUCUGAUCUUUGUAGAAGAACUCAAUAAGUGUCUUCCUCUUCAAAAAUUGCAAAUUGUUUGAUUUCUUUGAAGAAUUAGAUAAUUUCUUCUCAUUUAUUUUUUUGAAAAUAUUUAUUUGGAGCCAUCUAAAGAUGGAUGCUUGUUGGCUGUUUUGUCCAAUUUUGGUGAUUACAAAAAUAAAGCCUCAAUUAACUUUGGAAA
Cryptomeria japonica (Japanese cedar) is the source of this 1701-nucleotide messenger RNA. RefSeq lists its product as uncharacterized. Gene Ontology annotation, cellular component: intracellular membrane-bounded organelle. The transcript is spliced from 3 exons. Bases 307 to 1476 code for a protein of 389 amino acids. The record is from RefSeq and is a predicted model, not a curated record. NCBI's taxonomy places the organism in Eukaryota, Viridiplantae, Streptophyta, Pinopsida, Cupressales, Cupressaceae.